Pecten maximus is the source of this 545-nucleotide messenger RNA. RefSeq lists its product as uncharacterized. The coding region runs from base 79 to 486 and encodes 135 amino acids. The transcript has 4 exons. Lineage: Eukaryota; Metazoa; Mollusca; Bivalvia; Pectinida; Pectinidae. The record is from RefSeq and is a predicted model, not a curated record.
UGUAAUUAUGUCCUAUUAAUGCCGUAUAAAGCUAGCUGGUAACGAGUUGUCGUUACACUGGGUCCAGCGGCUGCAGAGAUGAUGAGGCUGUUGUUGGUACUGUUUGGGACACUGUCCCUCACCAUGGGGAGAACGCAAUCUUCUCGCCGAUAUAUGACGAUCCCUGCCGGAAGUACUAAAUAUUACGGUAAUAUGGCGUCAACGUAUCUGCAUGGUGACGUCGAGGUGCCUAAACUCAACCAACUGAAACAUGACGUCAUAAUUGACAUAGCACUCUUCGACCAAAUUACUAUAGAAGAAAAUGCCCUUUUUGAGGUCUAUAACGAACCGGAGGGGGAGGCGUCGGUUGUGACAGGUGACAAGGUUCUGAUGUGGGUAUACAACCCGGCCACUCUACAGUUCCGUAACGUGAUGUCAGUCAUGUUUACAAACGACUCAAGUUUCCGGGUAUUCAUGAGAUUGCUGCAACAGUACGUGAACAGCUGAUAGCCCAAACAAGUGGCAAAGGAACUUUUACACGUAAUAAAACUGUUAUAAUAUUUGAA